This is a messenger RNA of Cylindrotheca closterium, 414 nucleotides long. The record is from the annotation of a GenBank genome assembly. Lineage: Eukaryota; Bacillariophyta; Bacillariophyceae; Bacillariales; Bacillariaceae.
AUGCCACUCGGAGGUUUCUUCAAAACGUUACUGGCUGAAAAGCAUGCAGACACAUUCACACUGAUCCAAGACAAUCCUACAAGGAGUGCCAACCCCGCGACAGUCUAUAAGGAAGCUCCUUCAGCACAAAAGAAACAAAGGCCAUCGUUGGCAAAUUCAAACGAUUGCAUGGCACCAAAGCUGCCAUGUCGGCAAACGAGCGAUGAAGAGCUCGGACACCUGCACCCUCCCACUAUGCUGAGUCGCAAUAUGAUGGGGGAGUCGCUGUAUCGGAAUGAAAAAUUCGCUUGUUCCAAAACAGCAUCAGCAUCGUCAUCACCAUCAGAAGAAGGCAAAGAGUCUCAUGUCUUCGCAUCAUUCUGUGAUGAAACAAAGGGGAUAUUGAUGCAACUACCUGCUUCCAGAUACCCAUAA